AUAUAGAUUUUGCAAGUCCAACUGAAUUCAAAAUCCGUACGUGUAUGAAAAAUUGUUUUCGAAUCAUAUUUGGCGAACAACAAUGAAUUAUAUCAACCGGUGAUUACUUAAGAUUUUCUAUCUAGUUUUGUUUGAACUAGUCGUUGUUGAAUAAGCCUGUUCUGGUCCUUUCUCUAAAGCGCGUUUUCGUAAGCAUGAAUCCGGAGAGGGUCGCAUUGCUUAAGCAGUUUGUUGAGCUGCUUAAAGAGAAACCUGAAGUUCUCGACACCCCUGAACUGUCGUUCUUCAAAGACUGGCUUAAAAGUCUUGGGGCUAACGUUCCUGUUUCACAACCUAACCGACCCACUGAAAAUUCAUUUUCAGACGACUCUGGUGCAGAUGAGACCUCAGAAUCUGAAAUAGAGUUUGAUGAUGAAGUGCUGCCAAAGGAACCUGUCCCAGACCUAGAUAUGGGUGACGAUUCGAUAGAAGUAACUGAUGAAUUGAGAGAAAAAGCUGAAGAAAAGAAAUGUGAAGCAAUGGCUAAAAUGUCUGAUGGAGACUUUACUGGGGCCGUUGAUUUGUUCACCGAAGCAAUUAAACUAAACCCCCAGUCCUCACUAUUUCAUGCUCGACGUGCAAGUUGCUUUGUACGAAUGAAAAAGCCGUCCCAUGCUAUUGCAGAUUGUGACAAAGCUAUUUCGUUAAAUCCUGAUUCUGCACAACCUUACAAAUGGAGAGGAUUUGCUAAUAAAAUGAUUGGUAAUUGGGAAGCCGCCUAUCGGGAUCUUCAGACAUCUUUGAGGUUAGACUACUCAGAUGAUGCCAAUGAAGCGAUAAAGGAAAUCGAACCAAAGCACAAACGAAUCUUCGAACAUAACAUGAAGUACGAGCGUAAACGACAAGAAAAGCUAGAACGAGAAAAACGCGAGCGAAUUCGAAAAGCACGAGAAGAGCGUGAACGCGCCCAGAGAGAUACAGAAAAACCCGAUUUCGACAUUCCAGGAAGCGGUAACAUUCCAGGCAUGGACAAUAUGUUUUCUCAACUGUUCAAUGAUCCAGAAUUGAUGUCUGCUAUCCAGGACCCUGAAGUGAUGAAGGCAUUCAGCGAAGUAUGCUCGAACCCAGCUGCCAUGGAUAAAUACAAAAACAACCCCAAGGUAAUGAAGGUCAUUGAGAAAAUGAAGAAUAGAUUUGGUGGCGGUGGUGCUAUGCCCGGAGGUAUGCCGUUCGGAAUGGGUGGAGCCGGGUUCAAUAUGCCUAACCAGUCAUGUCCAGAUCUAGACUAGGUAAAGAAACAUUGACCUCAGUCAUCUGGUGAUUCCAUUUAAAUACAUUUAAUCCCUCGACAUUUUCGUACAUAUGAAUAAAAGCUUCCAGACUGUUUUCUUUUCUUCUGCAUUAGCUGUUAUGGGUUUACCAAUUAUCAAUAGAGGGGUAGGGUUUUCUUCGUUAAGUUCCAGAUAAUUGGCGGUGAAAUAACGCAGAUUCUGUUUUACGUUAUACUAUUACAGUCAUUAAUUGCUUCAUAAGUAGAUUAUUCAGUUACUUUUGGAAUCAAUAUUGAGCUCUUAAGUGUUUUUUAUGGAAUGAAAAUCGAAUGACACUACACCGUAUAUACGUUGCUCUUAAAUGUUCAGUAACUUAACCGGCAGUCAGUAUUUAAGUUCAGGUUAUAUUGUGACACCAUAUAUAUAUAUAUAUAUAUAUAUAUAUAUAUAUAUAUAUAUAUCAGAUGUACAAAUACUUUUAACUUGGAUCAUCAAUAUCUGGCAAACUAAGUUGCACGAGUUGCUUUGGUACCGGUUUGGUUGUUAGGCGACACCAGGAAGCUGGCUCAUAAAAUAAGUCUAUAUUAAAAACUGAAAGGGAACACAUGUGUGUCGGAGGUGAAUUUCAUGGUAUGUUGAAAUGCCUUCCUAAAGGGCUGGCUUAUGCGCAAACGGGAAUCAAUGUGAUAGUCGCCACACAUUAAAGAUAAGCGUUUUGUUUAACAAAGUCCAUUUCGCCGAGUUGUCAGCAUAAAUGUAGCGUGAAAAAGGGCGGAUAUGGUGAUAUAGUAAACCCAUUGUCUGAUUGAUUGGUCCCCUAUUAUAAAAACAAUGUAACUACCAUAAAUAGUCGUACUUUGAAAACCACCAGCAAAACUCGUGGUAUAAUGAAUUGGGAAGUGUCUGAAUCCAUAUUGAUACGCCCACUAAACAUAUAAAUGUACGCUAUGUGUUUGUAUAACAAACGCUAAAUACAGUGAUGUGCUGUUAAAUAUUGGUUCAAUUCGUGGUCACACAUGUAGGAUGGUAAAAAUUUGUAGAUGAGGUGGG
Molecule: messenger RNA, 2300 nt
Organism: Schistosoma mattheei
Lineage: Eukaryota; Metazoa; Platyhelminthes; Trematoda; Strigeidida; Schistosomatidae
Source: the annotation of a GenBank genome assembly